Molecule: messenger RNA, 566 nt
Organism: Spea bombifrons (plains spadefoot toad)
Lineage: Eukaryota; Metazoa; Chordata; Amphibia; Anura; Pelobatidae
Gene: RPL32
Product: ribosomal protein L32
Exons: 4
Coding region: 105-512 (135 amino acids)
Biological process (GO): translation
Cellular component (GO): cytosolic large ribosomal subunit; ribosome
Molecular function (GO): structural constituent of ribosome
Source: RefSeq, a predicted model, not a curated record
UAAUACUUCCGGGUACUCGGCUCUUCUUUAUCCGGCCCAGCUGCUCAGCUUCUCUCUCUUCCCCGGGCUGUCUGCGAAGAAGGCAGACUCCGCGAACUGGUAUCAUGGCUGCCCUCAGACCUCUGAUUAAACCUAAAAUCCUCAAGAAGCGGACAAAGAAGUUUGUCCGUCAUCAGUCAGACCGUUAUGUCAAGAUUAAGCGCAACUGGCGUAAGCCCAGAGGUAUCGACAACAGGGCCCGCAGGAGGUUCAAGGGUCAGGUCCUGAUGCCCAACAUUGGUUAUGGUAGCAACAAAAAAACCAAACACAUGCUGCCCACCGGAUUCAGAAAGUUCCUGGUGCACAAUGUCAAGGAGCUCGAGGUUCUCAUGAUGAGCAACAAGUCUUUCUGCGCUGAAAUUGCUCACAAUGUUUCCUCCAAGAACCGUAAAACCAUUGUUGAAAGAGCAGCACAGCUUGCAAUCAAAGUUACCAACCCCAACGCCAGACUGCGCAGUGAAGAGAACGAAUAAAUGUCUGGUCUCUGAUGCUGCUUUUUUUGUGUUCAAUAAAAGAGUAAAAGUAAA